Messenger RNA from Sclerotinia trifoliorum, 1825 nucleotides. The record is from the annotation of a GenBank genome assembly. Lineage: Eukaryota; Fungi; Ascomycota; Leotiomycetes; Helotiales; Sclerotiniaceae.
AGGAUUUUAAUCAAUCUAUCUAUCGAUCUUCACAAAGUUAUAUUCGAAAUAAUUACUACUUUGAAAUAGAGAGAAAAAGCUUCUUUGAAAUAACAAUUCGGAGAUCAUUCCGUAACAAAAAGUCUUUCGUUCCUACCUCGUUUCAAAAAGAGUACGCAGUCACGGAUAGAGCUUCUACGAACCUUACUUACCUCUCUAAGAAGCUUUUACAACAACCAUAAAAAUCAUCCCCUUUUCGAGCAUCGAUAUAAAAAUAUCUUGAACCUAUAGACCUCUUCCAAAUCAAGAGAAAGGACAUCAAGCCAAUCUCAUCAUGUCCUCCCCUAUUGAUGAGAAAUCGACUCUUGUCGGCACAAACGUCCUUACCAUCAAUCGACCUACUCCAUCUCGUACACAAUCCAAUCAAUCCGUCCUCAGCACAAUUCAAGAUGUCGAUUCCACCCACUCCUUAAGUCCAAGCCAAACUCGCUAUGAGAAGAAUAGUCUUUCUCAAGAAACCUCUCCAUUGUCCCCAUUCUACAACCCAAACCCUACACGAUACUCGCUCGAAGCACAGAAGUCCUCAUCGAAGCAAAAUAUCACAUCCUAUGAUACGGAUGUUGAAGCUUGUCUUACACCACAACAAACAACGAAGAGUGGAGGAUUGUUGAUGAAGGCUAAGACGGGCGCGACGCAGGAAUGUACGGUAUGGCCAGGACAACAACAAAUGAAGAGGAAGAAGAAGGCUAUGAAACAAGAUAGAAUGAGUGCAGGUAUCUGCGGUUGCAUGGCCGGUUUCGAUAAAAAAACGAGAGUUUGGAUUAAGGUCUUAAUUGCUUUGGUUGUGAUUGCUCUUGCUGUCGGUGUUGGAGUUGGUGUCUCGAGAGCUGUUGGUGGAGGAGUCUGGAAAAAUUCGCAGAGCACGAAUACUGCUAUUCCCAACUAGGUGGAAUGAAUUGGCGUAGGGGUUGGUGUGCAAGGUAUGUUCCCAUUCUGUUAGAUUAAUGUGAUGCUUCAUACUAAUUGUACCUAGUCGUGAUAUCCGUCCAUUUUGGCCUGUAACACAUCCUCUGCUAAUGGAUCUUCGACCUACCAUACACACAUACCUAACAGAACCUAACUCAACAUUGUCUGGGUCUUUCGAUCAUCGAUUGAGCACCCAAUUUCAUAUCACAUCGCCCUGUACAAACAAUACUUUGAUGUCGGUCGUCAACCACUUCAUCAUUUUUCGGCGUUCGCGGAGCAACUAUCCUCGCGUCUUCUUAUUUCUUUCCUAGCGCAGGGUGAAAUAAGCAUAAAGCAUCAACACUUCUUCAACGUUUCGUUCAUUUCUGUUACGAAAUAUUGCAUUCAACGUAGCUAAAUGAUGAUCAAACGUAUGUGUUUAUGGUGGAAACAUUUUCAUCUUUCUCUCUUUUUUAUCAUCGGUCGUGUCUAAGGUCUCGGAGAGGCCAGAGGGGAGGGUGAUGGAAAAAUUCGCUCGGUUUUUAAUUUCUCUUGCUGUGCAUAGAUAGUGAUGAUGCGCCGAGAUGUGGAUGGUGGUAGUGAUAUGGUGAUGAGCAUGUUCAUACAUACAUACAUAUCAUAUCGUACGUGGAUAGACGAGGAUGAAACCUGUAUUUGGAGUAUGGGAGCGAAAUGAAUGAAUGGAUGAGAUGAGGCAGGGAAACAUGAAAAUGCUAAUGAUAUGAUCACAAACUCGAUGAAACUUUCUUUCUAUGACUCGAUGUGAAAGUGGCUGGAAUAGAAGCUAGUUCCAUCCUUGAGAAAAGAUUCAUGACAGUAUAUCUAGUGGUGUAUAUAAAAUAGCAAGAAGAAAGAAUAAAGAAAAUAAGCAAAAUGAAUA